AUGGUAGUAAACGCACCAGAUUCGCCUGUUCAGGCUGAAGUAAUCUUCGUGAUAGAGGUUACGGCAGCGAACGGCGCGUAUAUUGGCGAACUUAAAACAAACUAUAUUAUUCCUACGUUAGAAUAUUUCCAUGGAGGUGCAUUAGAAGAAGGAGGUGGUAACGGAUCAGUGUAUGCGAUAGUUACAUAUAAAACCUCCGACGUCCACCCUGGCAUACCAGUCGGUACCUUCGGCCCUUUCACUUGUCCGCAAACAGUAUUGGAGACCGUUGACAAAAUACAGUUUGUCGGUGGUCACAUAGAAAACAAAGCAUGUAUGACGGAAGCGUUAGCGACUGCACUCGAUUGUUUCGAUGACCUCGGCCGUACUGACUUGCCAAUGCAUUUGCUUCUACUCUGCUGCUCACCACCCUACUCAGCAUAUGGUGGAGGCCUGGUGCCACCUGGUGCACCAGCGACGGUGGAGCAGGCAGCACGUAUGUUGGCAGAACGCGGCGUACAAGUGUCGAUAGCGUCUGCUCGCCGCUUCCAACAACUGCAUGCGUUGUAUGAAAACGCUGGUGGGGAACUACAUCAAGCACAACAGAGGAAUUAUGCUAAGGAUCCCCGGCACUUGGUGUUAUUACGUGGUUAUAGUCUGAAAGAGAGGCCGCCAAGUCCCGCCCCACCUCCAGUCCCUGAUAUACAAGCUGAUGUCUAUGGACAAGGGCGCGGCACAGCAGGGCCGGCUCGUGCGGGGGCCCCGAACUUCCCGCGGCCCACCGUCGCCGCCGCCGCCGGAGUGGGGCCCGUCGGCAAUGUCGCCGGGGUGCCCGGGGUUGCGGGCGUUGGUACGGGCGCGUGCGGGCGCGGCGCGGGUAACUGGCUGGCCCCGCCGCGCGGGCCGCUGUACGCGAACAACUCGGCGCUACUCACGCAGCUCGCGCAGCCCUCGUACCCGCCACCGCCGCCGCCACCCGCGCAGACUGGUCACCAACGUAUGCCUACAAUGGUGACGCCGGGUCCGUCCGGUACUCAGCUACAGCGCUCCUACAUCUGGAGCGGAGUCAUCGAGUGGAUGGAGAAGGGAAAGACUCCGGUAGAUCAGAAAACUACCAAACAUCUACCUUGCCAGGUAUCAGCAAGCACGAAGGACAUAGAGCCUGAGUUGAAGGUGGACACGUGGCCGAGCAAGUUACUGAUGCAGUUGAUGCCCAAGCAGUUGAUCAGUAACAUCGGCGGUCAGUACUUGAAGGAUAGCAAGUCGGUUCUGUUCCACCUGCAGCCCAGUGAAGCUUUGGACUCCUUGACUAAAGUCAUGGUUAACGGCUUUGCGGGUUGUGUUCACUUCUCCCCAAUGCCGACGCCGCCGCAAUGUGACAUCAAAGUACUGAUAUUACUAUACACUCCGGAUAAGAAGGCCUAUUUAGGCUUCAUACCGAACAACCAAGCUACAUUCGUCGAUCGACUUAGAAAAGUGAUUCAACAGCAAAAGAUCAGUCAGAUCAUCAGCAAGCAGCAGUUACCAGCCGCCGUCAGUAACGCUGGAGGGAUGGCACAGAACAUGCCCAACGCCACUAUGGCCGGUUCUGGUGCAAUGCCGACCGCAGGAAUGUCGUCAGGCGGGAUGGGAUCUGGCAUGUCUGCGGGCAUGCAAUCUGUGCCUGUGGGCAAUGUGCCCGGCGUGGGUAACGUGGGCAGUGUGGCCAACGUGGGCAACGUGGGUCCAAUGUCCGGACCUGGACCGAGCCAGGGCAUGGUGCAGUCGCAGAUGCAACAGCACCCACAAGGUAUGAUGAUAGGCGGUUCAAUAGGGCAACAGGUUCAACAGGUUGGAGGGAAAGGUCCUCGCCCAGUUACCCAAUUGGAUGGCCUUGAAGCCGCUCGCCAGCAGAAUUUGGAGAAGAUCCAACAUUUGCAACAAACGUUGGAGGCGGCUCAUCAACAGGAAGCUCAGUUCAAGUCACAGAUGGACAUCAUGUCGCAUCUACACGCAGCCCAGCAGCAGGAACAACACUAUAAACAGCUUGAGGAACAACGCAAGCAUCAGUUGCAGCAACAGCUCCAGCAACAGUUGCGUGGUGCCGGCGGGGCGGCACACCCCCCGCGCAUCAUCAGGCCCCUGCUGCCUUCCAACCCUGGGCUCAGGCAUCUGCUGCAGCAGCAGCCGCAAUACAGACCAGGGGGCGGAGCACCCAGGCCGGCGUCGCAGCCCCAGCAGUUUGAUGACGUGAACAACUACUCCGACUUCAUAUAG
Spodoptera littoralis (African cotton leafworm) is the source of this 2235-nucleotide messenger RNA. Lineage: Eukaryota; Metazoa; Arthropoda; Insecta; Lepidoptera; Noctuidae. The record is from the annotation of a GenBank genome assembly.